Molecule: messenger RNA, 2482 nt
Organism: Lineus longissimus
Lineage: Eukaryota; Metazoa; Nemertea; Pilidiophora; Heteronemertea; Lineidae
Exons: 3
Coding region: 1166-2263 (365 amino acids)
Source: RefSeq, a predicted model, not a curated record
UGAUAGAUGAGAUGUCGGCAAACAGGUAUGAUUUUCACGCGUCAUGAUUUGAGUCGUGCCACGUUGAUAUUUGACACAUAAGGACAAUCAAUUAACGUCAGAUAUUGAAAAAAUGUUUUAAAAGUGGACUCCCGGGAAUAUUCCGUGUGUGAACUAUUGCUCGAAGCAGCAGUGUUGCUUAAAACCAGAUUGGAUAAAAUGGCAGUGCGUGACGAACUCCCUGUUUAUUGAUAAUACCUGCUGUGUAUUGAUCGUCACACGUCGAAUGAUCACUAAACCAUCGACAUCCUGGAUGGCAGUAACCAUAAACUAAAAAUUCGUGGAUAUAACAUAUUGUAGUUAAAUUAUUAAAGUAAAACUGGGGAGUUUCACCAUUGGGCCUAUUAUAUCGUGGCGUAGACGACGUGUAAAUUCGAAAGCAAUCGUGUGGGAAAUCGAGGGCAAGUAACUUUAAACGGUUGGGGUAUCAGGACGUCUUCGUACGGUCAUAUAACGCAAAAUCCCGUAUUGCAAAACAGGAAAGCCGAGGAGUACUUGGUGGUCAGAUCGGCUUUGAGACGUCAAGGACGCACAGUGGGAUAUCACUCAACCAAAUACUUGGUUUCGGCCCAAGACACGUUGACAAGCUAAGGGAAUGCAUAAACGACUUCUUUGACGGAAGAACACGCUUGGACCGUGCUUCGCUGGAGCAUCACAACUGAGAUAAGACACUGUCGUCCAUUUGCCUAAUGAUCUUAGAAAUCUUCAAAUAGGCAAGGAAUCAAGAAUAAUUGGAUUCACGCUGAGUUGACCUCCAAUUAACGUGUUAUAGAAAACCGCGGAGGAAAUACAUGACAGUUCACCCCUUAACCGACAGUUUUCACGUUUAAUGUUUAUUGACCUGAAGGAGUGUUGCCCCCCCCCCUUCUGAAUUUGGGUACUUGUAUAUGAAGAUGAGUCAAUGCCCUAUUUCUCGAAGUGCAAUUUUUGACGUUAAGCAUUUGUCCCGUUGCGGCUGUAUUACGUUUAGGGGCUAUGUAGUAUUGACCAUCGGAGUACUAUCAAGGAUAAAUAGCUAAGAGUGAACAACCUUCGAGGACCACGAAUAUCGAAUAAUCCGCAUAACUAUAGGCUCAAUCUACUUAAGUUAGAACACAUAUACCUCCCCAAACUACUCUCAUACAAAAUGUCUUCAGAAGAAUAUCCGGACCUUGCCGACUCAGACUCGCCUCGAGGUAAAUCAAAAGUUUUAAAACCCAAGUCGAUCGCCUCGAAGGAGAUAGAGUCCUGGGCAAAGUCGAAGACUGACAGACGCAUAGAUUUUGCAAGGCAGUCUGGACAGUUGUCGGACAAUGUCACAGAGCAACGGAUGCUCCAGUCGAAAAUCAUGGAACUUUCAAAAGAACGUUACAAGUUUAUGUCCCAAAAUGCGUAUGAGAGGAAAGUAUUUUUAGACAGACAGCAGAGGAAGACGAACGUCAUGAAGGACUUGCUGAAAGGCAUCGAUGUUGAUAAAUAUAUUCGCCGUGCUGGGGUGUUGUGUAGUGAUAUGGACCAAAGCCUCGCUCCACGGAAACCAAAGAAGCUUGGUGGUAGGCUGGGGCUCUUGGAUAGACUAGAUCCGACUCAGAAGCCUAAAGCCAGUAGUGAUGAUAAUGGAAAGGAGGAGCAGCAACACAUUCGGCCUCAUACAACGAUGCCCAGUAUCAAAGAAAAACACGCGUCAUUCCGAAACGGCGGCAAAGUUCUUCCAAAGACGGCGAAUGCAUCUGUAAACAGGCGGAGUAACUCUCGCGUUAACUUCAGCUCUAAGGUCGAGGCAUUGCCUGAUCUAACUUGGAACAGGAAAGACAGCCGUGGAACACCCAUGUCUGAUCGACGAGAUAGUCUCCUGUCAAACGCCUCCGAGGACGAGGAUGUCGGUUCGGGUUUGUCAAACCGCCGCCAGUUUAAAAGGGCAAAUACCUUUACGUCGUUACGCAGUUCCAAAAGUGGGGAUUACCAGCGUCAUAGCUCGUCAUCAAGGUCUUUGUCCUAUCCAAAUAACGCCAAAUAUAAGUCUGUCGGUCCGACAACGGAUCCACGAUAUUACCUUCUGACGAAAUCACUCUGUGAUAACUAUACGCCUUGCAUGGAAAUCCCGGCUGAAGAGGUGGAUGGAGUGAUAAAGAAGAUAGACACUUUGCAUACUCCAGCCAGGCGGGUUAGGGAGAUGCAGGGUCGGCCAAAGAUGAAUCGGAAGCUACAGGACUUUAUGAGAGAACGUGGGAUGGUGUUUCAAUGACGAGGAUACACCUGGUUUGUUGAACAAUGACACCAAAUAAAGUGACUAUCGUGUCAAUUAUAAAUGACGUAUGCCUGGACCAAUUGAUUUGAGUUUAGAUCCAGAACCAGCUGUGCUUAUUCAUGUCUUCUUCGGCUCUGGGGCACAAAGAGUCAUUGAAUGCUUGUUUAUUAAUUGUGCCAAAAGAUGUUGUAAGUAAAGUAAGUGAGCGUCGAUGUU